AUGCCGACCAUAAUUGAGGAACACCUAGGGACUUUCACUAAGCCGAAACCGAAGCGACAAGAGCCUCGAAAGAGAUCGCCCAAGGCAUGUCUAUCCUGCCGAGCACGAAAGGUUCGCUGUGAUGUAGCAUUCGUGCGUGACUCUUGCACAAACUGCGUACUUGAUGGCAAACAAUGCGUGGUCAGUUGGGGCCGCCGUCAUCAACAAAAAAAGCACUCUGAGAAAUCUGAUGCAUUAGAGGAAGACGCAGAAACAGCUGGCCAACGUCUGAUAGCCCCCAAGGAACAUGGAGACACACCUGCAGUCUUGUCUGGCGAAGGCCUUGGGACGCCAAAACCGACAGAGGCAAGACCUCGUCGAACUUCACAUCAUGACCACACUCAAGCCCGACCCGAAAUAACAUUCGCAUAUUACCCCUUCCUCUGUAUUCACAAUCUGAGUUCUCUACAUACAGACGAUGUCAAGUAUCUGGAGUCUCAAGGAUGUUUCAAAGUACCUGAAAGCAUCUGCCUAGACUAUCUGAUCCGAACGUUCUUUCGUUAUGCUCAUCCAAUUUUCCCUGUUAUCAAUGAAGCAGAGUUUUGGUCAGUCUACGAUCCAUUAGCAUCUGAUGACAACGCUACUCGGCUGCCUGUUAUACUAAUUUCAGCCAUGAUGUUCGUGGCGUGCAAGUACGUGGAAGAGUCUACCCUUCAAGGCAUGCAGCUUGGUUCUGCACAUGACGGGCGGGAGAGGUUCCUUCGGAAGACCCAGCUUCUCUACGAUCAAAGAACCGAGUCUUCAGCACUCGUACUUGCUCAAGUUUCUCUUCUGGUUGCACACUGGACUUCACAGAGAAGCUCAGGAUCCGGCAGAGAGAGUACUCAAUGGCUUCGUCGGGCGAUUCAUCACUCCCAGGAUGCUAUGUCUCAGGCCAAGCUUUGGAGCUCGCUCGGAAUUCGCUACAACCAAAGCAACGUGAGACGAGUAUUGGGAUGUUGCAUACUCAGCGACUGUAUUCACAGCUUGUACACCCGACGGCCACCCAUGAUGCCUCUCGGUAUGGUCGAAGCAGAGAGGGAUUAUCACGUGCUUUCUCGAGCCGACUUAUCGCAUGAGAUUGGACGCUCUCGAGUCUAUGGUGUCGAGUACAAGCAGAAAUGGAUCGAAACUCAAGAACAAAUGUCCGCCCUUGUCAAUAUCUUGGGGAGAGUUCUGGCUCUUGUCUACCCACAAUCAGGUACGUCUACGAACAGAACAGUCUCGACACUCAAUGGAGACGCAAAUGAGUUCAUGGAUUGCAAGAACGACCUCAGAACAUGGUAUAAUGGGAGUUUCAUACUUGUGACCUCUGGACGGGAUUCUGCGUUGGGCUCGCCUGUCAGCCCCGAUGAUGGGAGAGAACAUGGGAGCUCACAGCAUGACCCUGUAGAGCUGCUAACAAACAUGAUGUACAUUCAUUAUGAGACUGCUAUGCUGGCGCUCUGUCAGAGCGACCUCCUGCGCUACGCAGCGAGUCUUCGCGCGAUGUCGUCCACCUCUAGGCUGCUCGAACACUCUUUUUUCCGUGAACAGAAGCACCAUUACCUGAAUUGCAUCAUCAAUAUGACGGAUCGACUGUCGGAUUGUUCGCUUCACCAGUAUCUAUCCCAGGUCCCCGAAACCAUGAUUUUCUGCACAGCGCUCCCACUUCUUUUGCAACUACUCGACUUGAAAGCCCAUCUACAAUCAUCGCUAUUAUCGAGCCAGGAAGUCUUGGGAGUACAGUCUUACCCAGUCUGGGUGCAAAGGGUCAUGGAGUGCUUGAAACUGCACUACAAGAAUGAUCUUGACUACAUACUACGAGCAUCCAAGGCUGUUAACGACAGCCUUGCUCAAAGUCUGCACGAGAGCCAAGAAGGACAACCCAUCUUUGAUCGGGAAGACGAUCGCUCUCAAGCACAGAUGAGUAGCUGGCGCGAUCUGUUGGACAGCAAGCCUAGACUUUUUGCUCGUCUCAUGGAAAGGCUUGACACUAUUAUCUCCUGGGGAGGGGAGUUGCCCGAAAGAGGCAUGGGAGCUUCAUUGGAUGACUGCCACUUGUGGACUGGCUCGGCUCAGACUCGAGGAAUCCAAGAUGUGGAUGUAUCAUGGGCAUUAGCCACUCCCGCGUUUUCAGCUACAUCUCGGAACACCGAGCAGAGGUCUCUGUCUACAUCACAUGAGGAUGUGACAACAGCGCAGCUGGACUCUGACACAACGUCAAGCUUCCUUAAUCCGAAAGGGUCACAUGAAAGCUUCAACAGUGUCGUACAAUCUUACCUUAACGAUACAUCUGAAGAGACAUGUUCACCAGUAUCCUUGAACCCUUCUCAAGGAUUUUGGACGGAAGGAAUCGCGGAUGAUGGAAGACAUGGGUCGGAAUAUGUUUCUCUCCGCGAACAGAUUAGACCCGCAGUGGUCGACUCCAAUGAUGCGGAUAGCAUGGUUUUGGGAGGUGGACCGAGCGAUGACUGGAUAGAUACAUUGUUGGAAAAAGAGAUCUUGGUACAAGACAACAACGCGGGUCGGAUUGUUGAAGAAAUGGAUAUAGAUACUAAAUAG
Molecule: messenger RNA, 2562 nt
Organism: Fusarium poae
Lineage: Eukaryota; Fungi; Ascomycota; Sordariomycetes; Hypocreales; Nectriaceae
Exons: 7
Coding region: 1-2562 (853 amino acids)
Biological process (GO): DNA-templated transcription; regulation of DNA-templated transcription
Molecular function (GO): DNA binding; zinc ion binding; DNA-binding transcription factor activity, RNA polymerase II-specific
Source: RefSeq, a predicted model, not a curated record